AGGACUUCUAAGAAUCACACCUAGAAGCUCUUGAUUAUCACACUCAAGAAAAGGAUCCUUUGAUAUCACGUCCAAGGAAGAGUUGAAUCACGAUUCCAAAUGGCAAAAACAAAAUUAAUUUUAUUAAACAAAAUUCUGAAAUAAUGAAGUUACCCUGAUAUGGGCUAUGGCUGAGCUUGCUAGGAAUCCUGAAAUAAUGAAGAAUGCACAAGAAGAAGUUAGAAAUGUAGUGGGCAAUAGAGAAAGAGUGGCAAAAAGUGAUGAUGAUCUCCAUUACCUCAAGAUGGUAAUAAAAGAAACUCUAAGAUUGCAUCCCCUUGCUCCAUUGCUACUUCCAAAUGAAGUGAUUUCCAAUUUCAAGAUCAACGGUUGUGACAUUUAUCCCAAAUCACUAAUCCAUGUCAACGUUUGGGCAAUUGGAAGAGAUCCUAACUACUGGAAGGACCCUGAAGAUUUCUUUCCUGAAAGGUUUAUUGAUAGCUUCAUCGACUUCAAAGGGCAACAUUUUGAGCUCUUGCCUUUUGGAGCUAGUAGAAGAGGUUGUCCUGCACUACAUAUGGGAACUGUAUUAAUAGAACUAGCACUUGUAAAUUUGUUAUACUGUUUUGAUUGGAAAGUACCAAAUGGAGUUCACGAUAUCAACAUGGAAGAGCAAGCUCAUCCUAGUCUUACUAUAUCUAAAAUGGAACCUCUCAAACUUGUACCUAUCAGAUACCUUGCUCAGUAGCCAUCUGAGGAUAAUGUAAGCUGAUGAGCAUUUCUUGAUUAUAAAUACUCUCCAGUUCA
Messenger RNA from Ricinus communis (castor bean), 786 nucleotides. Its product is annotated as cytochrome P450 71B26-like. Gene Ontology annotation, molecular function: monooxygenase activity; oxidoreductase activity, acting on paired donors, with incorporation or reduction of molecular oxygen; iron ion binding. NCBI's taxonomy places the organism in Eukaryota, Viridiplantae, Streptophyta, Magnoliopsida, Malpighiales, Euphorbiaceae. The record is from RefSeq and is a predicted model, not a curated record.